Messenger RNA from Rotaria sp. Silwood1, 627 nucleotides. The record is from the annotation of a GenBank genome assembly. Lineage: Eukaryota; Metazoa; Rotifera; Eurotatoria; Philodinida; Philodinidae.
AUGCGUUAUGGACAAUCAAUUGAUUGUCGAGAAGAUUAUCAUAAGAAUAAUGAACAAUAUGGAUAUAUAAUUAAUUCAACAAAACGAUUUUUACAUAAUAAUCGUAUAUUAUUUUUUUCAUCAUGGAAUAUUUAUGUUUAUCAGUUAGGUCCAUUUUGGCCAACUGAUUAUCCAAUUAAACAUGGAACACUUUCAAAUUUAUCACGAACAUUUAAUAUAAAAAAUUCCAAAGAAUAUUAUCAAUUUUUAGGAAUAAAUAAUCGACAAACAUAUGAUAAUCAACCAGCUAUUUAUAAAUAUCGAGAUAUAUUAAAACAUCCAAUUAUUGUUUAUGAUAUGGAUAAAUCAUCAAGAAAUCAACAAAUAAAACAAUCUGAUAAUGAUCAAAUAUCUCCUCAAUUAAUAUUUGAAUCAAGAUUUGAAGGUGGAAAUUUACGACAAGUUAGACGUGUAGGACAAUUUGAAUAUGAACUUAUUCUUCGACCUGAUCUUUAUACUCGAAGACAUACACAAUGGUAUUAUUUUCGUGUACAAAAUAUGAUUGCUAAUAUAACUUAUCGUUUUCGUAUUAUUAAUUUAAUGAAAAAAAGUAGUUUAUAUACUGAUGGUAAUUAUUUAUUAUUUUAA